AUACAACGAUACCGUUCAUCACUAUCAUUCGCCGAUCGCUCAUCAUUCCUGACUGAAUCACAAACCGCCAUCUUUCUUUUCUCCUAAGUUUGUCGGCUGGAAGAUAUAAUUAUGGGUUCCGUUGAACGUGCUGGUGAUGCGACUUCCGAGCUUGAGUCUGGAGAAGAGGAGGAAAUUGCCGGCGGUGAAUUAGCAGCACACUUACUGAAAAGUGGGCUCACCAGAAAUGAGAUGUUAGCAGCUAUUAGCAACCGCAUACACGCCGAAGCGAUGGCAUCUUUACCCCCAAACGUUCGUCGGCGGAUUCGCGCUUUAAGAUCUCUGCAAAAAGAAUUUGUAGAUAUUGAGGCGAAAUUCUACUCUGAAGUCCACGCCCUUGAGUGCAAGUACGAGAAACUGUACAAGCCGCUGUUCGAGAAGCGGGCUCAAAUUGUAAAUGGUGCAUACGAGCCAACAGACAAUGAGUGUCUAAACCCUUGGCGUGAUGAAAAUGAAGAGGAGGAAUUAGCCCGUAGUGUUCAGAACACUGCCAUCGCCGAUAGUGACGAGAAAAAAGAAGAAAACAAACCAGCUGAACCACCCAUGGAUCCAAAUGUAAAGGGUAUCCCAGACUUCUGGUAUACCAUAUUCAAAAAUGUCUCCAUGCUUUGUGAAAUGAUGCAAGAACACGAUGAACCUAUUAUCAAAUGCCUUCAGGAUAUUAAAGUGCAAAUGCAUGAAGAUCCUAUUGGCUUUACACUCGAGUUCCACUUUGCACCCAAUGAUUACUUCACGGACACCAUUCUCACCAAGGAAUACUCUAUGAAGUGUAAACCUGAUGAAGAAAGUCCCUUGGAAUUUGAAGGACCUGAAAUAUAUUCAUGCAAGGGUUGUGAAAUUAACUGGAAGAAAGGCAAGAAUGUAACAGUGAAGACAAUAAAGAAGAAACAGAAGCACAAGUCCCGAGGCUCGGUCCGUACUGUCACUAAGUCGGUGCAAGCUGACUCUUUCUUCAACUUUUUCUCACCACCAUUGAUGCCCGAUGACCCCAACUCGACCUUAGCUGCAGACACACAGGCGCUCCUAACGGCGGACUUCGAGGUGGGCCACUACAUCCGCGAGCGCGUGGUGUCGCGCGCCGUGCUGCUGUACACGGGCGAGGGGCUGGACGAGGACGACGACGACGACUACGAGGAGGAGGAGGACGACGAGGAAUGUUCGACGGAAGAGAGUGAAGACGAGGCGGUCCCUAAGCGGCGCGGCAAGCGGCCGACCAAAGACGACACGCCGGCCGAGUGCAAGCAACAGUAGCGCCCAGGGUGAAGACUUGGGGCCGUCCAUUAAUCAUGUGAAACACCUGGCUAUCUUGUCUGCCUAGACAUUUGUAUCACGAUUAAAUUUCCAAAACGUAAUCAAAUUAUACCUGUAUUAAAUAUGUGAAAAUUUUAAUUUUGCAUAAAAAGACGAGGGGUUAGAGGGUCAAAAAGUUGAUUAAAACAUCACGUGAUUAAUGGGACGACCCUUGCCAGAACCUUGACACUAACGUACGUCUCGCCACGUCGAAGAACGUUCAUCGGUCGCUAAAUCUGUUCGUAGAGGUCGCUGCCAGCCAUGGUCAUUAUCUGUAAAACGUCGGCCUGACUAUCAGAGUUCGACUCAAGAAAUACAGUGGGGUAAAAAGUAUUUGGACACCGAAUCUUUUAAUAAAAAAAAGGAAUAUUUAUGAAAUAACUUUAUUGAAGGACGAACUAAAGAUGUAAACAAAUUGUCGUCUUUUAAUUAGUGUCGUCGUUACAUAUGAAUACUUUGUUCUUUUCGAAAUCAUUCUCAUAUUUUAAAACGAUGAAAAAUAAAAUAUCGUAAUGUAUUAGUUUUUUUUUUUUUUUUGUUUUUAGUUAAAUAUAAUGAGAAGAAUCUGUAAUAGUUUAUUUCGAUAGAUUAAUCUAUCAUUAAAAGACUAUGUACGAAUACUUUUUAGUCACUGUAUACGAAACUUUCCGGUGUCGCCCGGUGCGUAUUUUUUUAGGAUAAUUUAUUUUAAUCAAUAAAAAAUGGAUAUACUGAGCGUCUUUUAUUUGAAUUAAUAAAAGCAUUGAAGGCUUAUUUUUUUGCAAUAGUGUUGAAACGGUUUUUACAUUUUACCAUCUGUGCAAAGGAGCUCGAAUCCUGAUAAUGAGGCCGAUUAUAUCUAAAGAUACGUCUAUUAGAUAAAAUUUUAAAUUAAACUACAAGUUAAAUUACAAUUUUAUCUUAAAAAUGGCAGAUAUAAUCGAAAAAUGACCUAUAAAAAUGUUUGGGCCGUCAAUGAAUUUGUCAAAUCAAAUUAUGAAUUCGUCUAUUGUCGAUCAUUGCCUAUCCUCCCUGGAACCGCAUCUUGGUGCUAUAUCUAUAUAAUGUACUGACGGGAGUUGGUCAAACAUUUUGAGUUUCACUAAAUAAUUUUGCGACGUUUUGAGGCGUUUUCUCUGUCUCCGUCCUGUCAUGUUAUUUCCCAAUCGAUAAAUUGUAUCCAGUUUCUAUAAGAUUACCAUUUAAAUAUAAGAAAUUUAAACAUUCCUGAUUAAUAUUGAGUUACAGUUCUAUCAUUAAAUCUUUCCGCCUUUUGAUCGAGUUCACGGGACAAGAGCUACUAAUUGAAUUACUGACAGUAUUUACUCCUAAUGUUAUUUUUUCUAUAACGAACAUUAGUUUUAAAUAAUAUUAGCGAGACAAUUGUGAUGUUAUUAAAUGAAUUUGCUGUAAAGUAUGUAAACAGCUGUAACGUUUAACUGUCUCUAAGACUGUACACUAGGUAGUUAUAAAUAAUAAUCAAUUUUAAGCCGAAAUAUUUGUAACACUGCAUAGAAACCAGUGAGCACAAUAAGGUAAAAAACAUAUUAUGAUUGAAAACCAGAAUUAUAAAGCGUUGAGUUAUUAUCGCCUACACAAGCUACUAAGAUGUUUGUACACAUUUUUUAAAAUAAAUUUAGUUUAAAAAUUA
Molecule: messenger RNA, 2959 nt
Organism: Melitaea cinxia (Glanville fritillary)
Lineage: Eukaryota; Metazoa; Arthropoda; Insecta; Lepidoptera; Nymphalidae
Product: nucleosome assembly protein 1-like 1
Exons: 9
Coding region: 112-1290 (392 amino acids)
Biological process (GO): nucleosome assembly
Cellular component (GO): chromatin; nucleus
Molecular function (GO): chromatin binding; histone binding
Source: RefSeq, a predicted model, not a curated record